ACGGCGCCAUGUUGCCCGUGUCUUCCGUUCGUGAAAGCUAACGAGAGGGGACGAUCGGCCGAUUAAAAGGUGAUUUCACCGGAAUCUUGAAAAAAAUCCAAACGUUCUGCGAUUUCCCGAAACCGCUGUACCUUUUGCUUGUCAUUUUGAAAAUACGAGACAAUGGCAGAUCCAGCGGUCGAUCAUGCUGACACUCCCGAAGAGGAGUUGGAGGUUGAGUCAAAUUAUAAGCCACCACCUGAGAAGACAAUCGAACAGAUAUUAGAGGCGGACAAGGAAGAUGAGAGUCUGAGAAAGUAUAAAGAAACACUUUUGGGCGAAGCUAAAUCUGGUGGAGUAAUAGUUGAACCCAAUGACCCUAGGAAAGUUAUAGUAAAAAAAUUGGCACUUUGCGUGGUGGAUAGACCCGACAUGGAAUUAGAUUUAACUGGAGAUCUUUCCCAAUUGAAAAAACAAACGUUUAUCAUUAAAGAAGGUGUGAGUUACCGCAUACGAAUUGACUUCAUUGUACAGCGUGAAAUAGUCCAUGGAUUAAAAUACGUGCAAAAAACAUACCGCCUUGGAGUACCUGUGGACAAGAUGACGCAUAUGGUAGGCUCGUACCCACCAAAGACCGAGAUCCAGUCGUAUACGACUCCUUCAGAGGAUGCACCCGCAGGCAUGGUAGCACGUGGUUCGUACACGGUCAGUUCACUCUUUACGGAUGACGACAAACAUGAACACCUCAAGUGGGAGUGGUCGUUUGACAUCAAAAAGGAUUGGAAGGAAUAAAAAUUAAAGAAAAAAAAAAAA
This is a messenger RNA of Orussus abietinus, 792 nucleotides long. RefSeq names its product rho GDP-dissociation inhibitor 2 (gene RhoGDI). The record is from RefSeq and is a predicted model, not a curated record. The coding region runs from base 163 to 771 and encodes 202 amino acids. NCBI's taxonomy places the organism in Eukaryota, Metazoa, Arthropoda, Insecta, Hymenoptera, Orussidae. Gene Ontology annotation, cellular component: cytosol; cytoplasm; membrane. Gene Ontology annotation, biological process: Rho protein signal transduction. The transcript has 4 exons. Gene Ontology annotation, molecular function: protein binding; Rho GDP-dissociation inhibitor activity.